Messenger RNA from Arachis ipaensis, 1072 nucleotides. The record is from RefSeq and is a predicted model, not a curated record. Lineage: Eukaryota; Viridiplantae; Streptophyta; Magnoliopsida; Fabales; Fabaceae.
CCCUCCGCUUCUUCCCCUACCCUUGAGGCUUUGCUCUCAAAAAGCGCUGCCGUCACUGAUGACGACAUCACCGCUGUUGCUCCUCUUCAUAAUCAUCAUCCUGUUCCUCAUCAGUUUCCGCAGGUGUCCGCCGUUGAAGGCUCAUCCUCCUCCGCGGCUGAGCCUUUUGCCAAUGGGAUUCAUGCUGCGGUGGCAAGUGGAGUCUCAGCACCCUCGUUAUCAUCAGGAGGCGGUAGUGGUGAAGGAGAAGGGGCAGUUGCGGUGGCAAAGGAGAAGAGAAGGGCGGUGGAGGAACCAGUGGACAAGGCCAGCCUUCAGAAGCAGAGACGCAUGAUCAAGAAUCGUGAGUCUGCUGCUAGGUCUAGGAACGCAAACAAGCUGAAAAGAAAGAGGUUGAAGGAGAAGAAGGAGGUGCUUGAUGAGAAUGAGUGGUGGGACAAGAUAGGGAAGAUGAAGAUGCUUGGGAAAAGAAAGCCAUGCUUAUAAUAAAGGGAAAACUCUAGUUGUAAGCAAAGUUCCUUUGCCUGAUUACCGUGCAGAUCUUGACGAGCGUCAUGGAUCAACACAGAAGGAAAUAGAGUAUAUCUUCCCUUUUUCAAUGUCUGAUUUCUGUUUUGUGUGGAAGGAUUUAGAAAUGUACUUAACUUUUUUAAGUGUUCUGUAAAUUAGAAUGUCUACAGACAUUGAACAAAGAGUAGGAAAUCUUUUGAAUAACUCACAAUCAGUGGGGGAAGCGUCUGCUAGUUUUCCUUCUGUAUCCACUGACUUGGGAUAGAAACAAUCAUUAACUGCUACGAAAUCUGUCUCUUCACAACAGAGUGAUUCUUCAAAGGAUAAACUUAAUGUUGCUCUAAAGGAAAGGCAGGAACAACAUAGCUUCCACAAUUCAUUCUGAAAGAGGAAAUAGGAUCUUUGCGCUGGGGCUGAUUGCAAACUAAUUUGUACUCAACCUUGUUUUUACUUAACCUUGUUGUAAUUUAUGUUAUUUGAUACUAGUUUUUUUGCCUAUUUCAUCAAGUUGUUUAACAAUAUUUGGAUCUUAUGCAACAAUGUUAUUUGAUUUUUUCCUUAA